Molecule: messenger RNA, 702 nt
Organism: Homalodisca vitripennis (glassy-winged sharpshooter)
Lineage: Eukaryota; Metazoa; Arthropoda; Insecta; Hemiptera; Cicadellidae
Product: piggyBac transposable element-derived protein 3-like
Exons: 2
Coding region: 1-702 (233 amino acids)
Source: RefSeq, a predicted model, not a curated record
AUGUCUGCUCCACUUCACAGCUGUCCUCCCGACAAUGAUGACCCUCACAAUAUCACAGAUGAAGAAUCUGGAGAAAGAGAUUCUAAUGACCCAGACCGAGUGUGCCGUCGUCAGCUCCAAGCCGAGGCAGAUAUUCAAUUCGAAGUAAUUGAAAACGAUGAAGAUACACCAAUUGAAUUAGGUGAUGAACGAAUUGGGAAUGACUGCACAGGUACCGUCCGGGCAAACCGAACGGAGAAAUGCCCUUUAAAUGACAAGAAAAUUAUGUAUAUUCGUGAAAGAGGGUCAUUUGAAAGCUACAUUGACAAGUCAGAUAACAUAGCAGCUGUCGCUUCUUGGAAAGAUAACAGUGUUGACACACUAUUGUCAAAUGAGCAUGGUGUGGCUCCUCUUGGUGAAGCUAAGAGAUAUUCAGUGACAGAAAGAAAGAAAGUUUCCAUUCCUCAGCCAUAUCGUAUAGCGCAAUACAACAGGAAUAUGGGAGGUGUCGAUCUAAUGGACAAUAAUAUAUCGAACUACAGGAUAGGCGUUCGUGGAAAACGGUGGUAUAUCCCAAUCGUUCUCUGGCUUUUUGAUGCUGUGAUGAGCUUGGUUUCUUGGCUCUUGGUUUCUGGCUCGCUCUCAAGGAGUUACUUUGGACAGUCUCAGUUUCCGAAGAAGUGUGGUCCAGGCUUUACUUCAAAAAUUUGGACGCGCUCCUAA